AUGCUUCGUUAUAAUAGAUUUACUAUUACUAAAAUAUCAAAGAGUACAUCCUCUGUAUGGUCUCGUCCCUUUUCUGUCACUACUUCUUCUAAGAAUGAUACUACUGGAAGUAAUAACAGUAAUGGGUUUCUAAAAUCUGUUCUUUAUGGCAAAGAAUUAGAUGGAGCAGGGAAUGUAUUAGCACCACUUGAAAGUAAUACAACACAUUCAAAGACCUUAGCUAGAGGCAAAUAUGUUCAUGAGAUGCAAAUUCAUAGAGUGAAGCCAGAAAAAGUAGAGGAAUACAUUCGUCUUACAUCUAUUCAUUAUCCUCGUAUUGCAAAUGAUCUCGAAAAUAAUGUUCAUUUAUGCGGUAGUUGGGAAACAGUGAUUGGUGAACAAGAUACAUUUGUUCAUAUUUGGGAAUAUAAAGGAUAUCCCGGUCAUCAACAAACUUUAGAGAGAUUAUCUCAAGAUAAGGCUUAUGAACAAUUUAUUAAAGAUCUCAGACCUUUAUUAGUUUCACGAGAAAAUAACAUUAUGCUUGAAUUUUCUUUCUGGAAGACAUUGCCACCGCAAGUAACAAAUGGUAUUUAUGAGUUACGUAAAUAUAACUUGAAGCCAGGCAAUUUACUUGAAUGGGAAUAUUAUUGGCGAAAAGGUCUUGAAUGUCGCAGUCAAUUUUGUAAGCCAGUUGGAGCAUGGUUUAGCCAAUUAGGAAAUUUGCAUACUGUUCAACAUAUGUGGACUUAUCCUGAUCUUCAAACAAGAAAGAUGACUAGAGAAGAGGCUUGGAAAGUUGAAGGGUGGUCUGAUACAGUUUAUAAGACAGUACGCUUGGUUGAUAGUAUGCAUUCUUAUAUUUUGAAGCCUUUAGAUUAUAGCCCAUUAAAAUAA
Molecule: messenger RNA, 876 nt
Organism: Cokeromyces recurvatus
Lineage: Eukaryota; Fungi; Mucoromycota; Mucoromycetes; Mucorales; Mucoraceae
Exons: 8
Coding region: 1-876 (291 amino acids)
Cellular component (GO): mitochondrion
Source: RefSeq, a predicted model, not a curated record